AGACGGUUUACUCAAAUAGGUUAUACGUUUACCUAAUGUUUUCGAUGGUACGUAAACGCAUCCAUAGCCACGACAGGUUUCGCGGAGGGGGAAGAGGAUACUCAGUCGAGCUUUGUUCUUAACAUCAUACUGGCAACACCGUAGGGAUUUAUUUAUUAGUUUAUCAAGGGUAAUUAAUACAGAGGGGAUAGCUUCUCAAAAAUGCUUCAGUCUCUAGCCAGCAAUUCGUGUGUGCGUUUGAUUCAAAACCACAAAUCAACGUGGUAUUUUCUGUUUUUAAUUCUGGGCUACGUGCUUUAUCUUAUAUUCGGCGCUGUCGUGUUUUCUUCGGUCGAGCUGCCUUACGAGGACCUCCUGCGCCAGGAGCUGAGGGCCCUCAAGAAGCAGUUCCUCCAGGAGAACGAGUGUUUGUCUGAGGAGCGGCUGGAGCGAUUUUUAAAGAAAGCGCUCGAGGCCAGUAACUACGGCGUUUCAAUCUUGAAUAAUGCCUCGGCGAACUGGAACUGGGACUUCACGUCUGCUUUGUUUUUUGCCAGCACGGUGCUUUCCACCACAGGCUAUGGUCACACGGCACCUCUGUCAGAUGGCGGGAAGGCCUUUUGCAUUAUUUACUCUGUGAUUGGCAUCCCCUUCACCCUCCUCUUCCUCACCGCUGUGGUGCAAAGGAUCAUGGUGUUCAGCACGCGGAGGCCAAUCGUGUACAUCCACACACGCUGGGGCCUGUCCAAGCCGAUGGUGGCCGUCGUUCACGCCACGGUGCUCGCCAUGCUAGCCGUUUCGUGCUUCUUCCUCAUCCCUGCCGCCAUCUUCUCUGUGCUGGAGACGAACUGGAACUUCCUGGAGUCCUUCUACUUCUGCUUUAUUUCUCUCAGCACCAUCGGCCUCGGAGACUACGUACCCGGAGAGGCUGCUAAUCAGAAGUUCAGGGAGCUCUACAAAGUGGGAAUUACUGUUUACCUGAUCCUGGGUCUGAUUGUCAUGCUGGUGGUGCUGGAGACCUUCUGCGAGCUGCAGCAGCUGAAGCAGCUGAGGAAGAUGUUCUACCUAAAGAAGGAGAAGCCGCAGGACCGCAUGGCGAUCCUGGAGCACGACCACCUGUCCUUCACCACCGUGUCCGACGGCAACACGACCAGCGCUCAGGACAAAGCCCAGAUGUUUGUUAGCGUCCCAACUCUGGCCUCUCCCCACGACGACGCGAUGAUCCAGUAAAUCUCAUCAGAGUCACUAAAGAUUUACAAACACACAUGAAUGGAAGGGUUAACUCGUGCAAAACUAGUAGUAGAUGAUAGUCGGCUUUUUUUGCCUUUAUAACUUUAGUUACAGCUUAAAGUGAUUGUUACUUAGACAGUGAACCAUAAAACUGACAAUAGAGUUGAGCAGCAGGGACUGGACCUACACGGUGAGGGACUAAUUCAUAUUUAAACGUCGACUAUAAAUACAGAAGCGUAUGCUAAAAGAAAACGUCCUCUGCUGUAUUUACGACGCACAAAAGCUAAGCGCCUUUACAAGCUGCAUUCGUUAUUGCACACUUAGGAAUAUUUUAUGAAGUAAUCCGUCUCUUAGCUCCAACUGCAGCACGGAACAAUCUUCAGUCACAAAAAAAAAAAGAAGUUCAAAUCUUAUAAAUAGUGUUGCUUCACAGGCGUUUGGCAUGUUGGAUGUUUUAAAUGUUGAGCACAAAAUCAAAGUCUAAAUGCAAAUUCUGCAAAUAAUGAACACUGUAAGUGUCGCAUCGUCUUUUAAUUAUUAUUUUUUUUGUGGGCAUUUCUCUUAUUCAUCUGCUAGUGACAGCUUAAGAGCUUCUGGAAAGGGAGCAGAGCAGCAAAGAGUCGCUGAUGUCAUUUAGUCAGAUCUGCUGCAUCAAAGACCCAACCAGUAGGAAAGUCUCAUUACAUCUUAUUUAAGAAAUAAUGCUUUUUAAUCUUUAUUUUGCACUUGGUACAAGCUAAACAUCAUGGCCAUGCAGGAUCUACAGACCUUUAAUGCAUUCAGUAUUUAAUUUAUUAUUGAUUUAUUUUGUUUUUAUGGAAAAAAAUUGCACAAUCAAGAGAGGAUAAAGCUUAAAUAUCGGAUUAAUCGGUUUUUAUUUACAAUAAACCAGAUAAGAUCAAAUAAUGGCAGGGCGUUUUUAAUUAUAAUUGAGGACGUGGAAGCGUAUAACUUGUAGAAAUGUAGGUAUUUGUGUUUACUUUCUGGUUGCGCUGGCACUGGGACAGGAUGUGUGUGUGUGUCUGACCUCAACGUGUUGUUUGUGAAGUGCUGUAAUUACUGAUUUCUCUGAACGGUUUAAUGUGUCCUGGACUGUGUGAAAAGGGAGGAGUGGCAUAUUCAGCCUAAGUGAAGUGAAGGCUGACCGCUUGUUUUUACUGUAAUGUAAAAAGAUUAAUUGGUACUUGAACCGCAGUCAGUUUACAGAAACAUAAAUGUUUUUUUGAAGGAUGAAAUGGGAACUUUGACAGAGAGUUGCAGAUGUUUCUUCUGCUAAGACUUUAGCUGUACGUUAAUCUGUAAAAGUUUGAUAACCGCUGGCGAACUUGGGAACUUAUUUUACUGUAUUUACAAAAUACGAGUGUAGAAAUGUUUUUAUUGUUAUUACUGUAUUUUUUAGAUUAUAAGGCGCAUUAAGUGAAA
Molecule: messenger RNA, 2631 nt
Organism: Nematolebias whitei (Rio pearlfish)
Lineage: Eukaryota; Metazoa; Chordata; Actinopteri; Cyprinodontiformes; Rivulidae
Gene: kcnk1b
Product: potassium channel, subfamily K, member 1b
Exons: 3
Coding region: 202-1209 (335 amino acids)
Biological process (GO): potassium ion transmembrane transport; stabilization of membrane potential
Cellular component (GO): membrane
Molecular function (GO): potassium ion leak channel activity
Source: RefSeq, a predicted model, not a curated record